This is a messenger RNA of Aspergillus campestris IBT 28561, 990 nucleotides long. RefSeq lists its product as uncharacterized. The coding region runs from base 1 to 990 and encodes 329 amino acids. The transcript is spliced from 2 exons. The record is from RefSeq and is a predicted model, not a curated record. NCBI's taxonomy places the organism in Eukaryota, Fungi, Ascomycota, Eurotiomycetes, Eurotiales, Aspergillaceae.
AUGCCCCAAGUGUCCAAUAUAGCCCUAGAUAGAAUCCCCCUCGACAUCGUCCGCCUGGUCGUAAACAGUCUCGACACCAGCACCGACAAAGCAACCCUCCAAAAUCUCCGCCUAACAUGUCAACUGCUCAACGACCUCGCGACCCCCCAGCUCUUCCACACCCUCACGAUUGGAGAGUUAGGCAGGUUACAUACCCACCCCAGGUACCUCCACCACGUCAGGUGGCUACUCGUGGAUCGCUGGACCUGGAACCUGAGCGUAAUCAUGGGGCGCCCUUUAACACGUCCAAACUGCCCCUUCCGGUUUCUGGACUUGCUAACCCAGAUGCCUCGGCUGGAACGACUGUUGCUCAGAGGAACCUACAACUGCAGCGGGGAUGACAUCGGUGUCUCUGAUGACGAGGACUUCAACCAGGAGCAGAAGGCGCUUGAGAUGGCGGACUUGUUUAAGCAGAUGAGUUUUUUGACGCCGACGCGACAGAGAGUCAAGACGAACUUGCAGUUCUUAUAUCUUGACCUUGACAUAAUGCGGAAAUACGAAGACUGGCACCUAGCUACAUUUGCAGCCGUCUUUCUUAUCCCAUCUCUCAGGGUUUUGAUCGCCAGAGGCCAGGGCCUCUCUAUCUCCAGCGACGGGCCGCCGCUACCGAUGGAGCACAUCGGGGUGUCGGGGCUGCGCGAGCUGAAGCUUGCCAAUGCGAGGAUUGAGAUGCCGUUUCUGGAAAGUUUGCUUAUGCUGCCUGCGGCUUUAGAAGAGUUGUCCUUGCGGGGCCAGACAAUUGUUUUACCUGAUGGUGACGAAGACAUCGAUGCGGUGAGGAAAUUUCAGCGGGCAGCGGAGCGACAGAGCGUUUCGUUGAGAGUACUUGAGUUGAAUGAGGGUCUGCAUACUGUUGAUGAGAUUGUUCUUGGGGGCGUGCUUGAUCUGUCGAGGUUUGUGGCGUUGAGGAGGUACGAGGGGUAUUAUGAGGAUGUUUCGAAGAGGUUUUAG